AUGAAAACUCUUUCUAAUUUAGGCAAAUUGCAGAGGAUUGACGUAAAUAAAGAUGGAAGGAUCACAACUCACGAGAUGGAGAACUGGAUCGAGAGUAAUAUGAAACGGUAUUCAUUAAAGAAUACGAACGAUCGUUUAAAGGAAUGGGACAUGAACAAAGACGAUCAUAUCUCAUGGAAUGAAUAUGUGGCAAGAUAUUCCGUUGCAAACAGUCCAAAAAAGAAAAAUAUACUGGACUCAGAAAAACGACGUUUUGAUAAAGCAGACAUGAAUGGUGAUGGUAAGUUAAGCAGGGAAGAACUGAUAUUUUUCUUGCAUCUCGAAGAAAGUUCUUACAUGACAGAUGUUGUUGCCGAGGAAAACUUAGAGGCUCUGGAUACAAACAAUGAUGGAUUGCUAUCUCUCAAAGAAUUUUCAGGUGGUAGUGCUGGAAGACUUAGUGAUUUAGAUCUCUAUGCUACUGCGGGCGAGUUUGCUCCUCUUGAUAAAAAUAAAGAUGGAAAAUUGAGCAAGGACGAGUUAGCUCCUUGGGUUCUCCCUAAUGACGCAUAUACGGUCAGUAAUGAAGCAAUGCAUCUUUUGAGCCAAGCUGAUUUAAACAGGGAUCAUGUGUUGACCUACGAUGAAGUUGUGAACAGAUAUGAGGCAUUCGUCGGAAGUAAAGCGACGCACUUUGGAAAACUUCUCAAACCAAAUCCAGAUUUGUAAUAUUGCCAAUAUCAUGUAAAUAAUUAAUUCCUGGGAAAAUGUGUUUGCGUGUAAAUAUGCACACGAAUACCAUUCAAACAAUAGUAAAAACAAAAAACGCUGUAAUAACUAUGCGUUUGAUGAAUAAAACAAUGAAAGUGACUAA
Molecule: messenger RNA, 853 nt
Organism: Xenia sp. Carnegie-2017
Lineage: Eukaryota; Metazoa; Cnidaria; Anthozoa; Malacalcyonacea; Xeniidae
Product: calumenin-A-like
Exons: 6
Coding region: 1-708 (235 amino acids)
Cellular component (GO): endoplasmic reticulum
Molecular function (GO): calcium ion binding
Source: RefSeq, a predicted model, not a curated record